AUGGCUGCUUUGAAUAAAUGUAGAAAUUUAACAAGUUUAAAUAUCCAUGCUUUUAAAGUUAAUUACUACCCACGAAUAAAUUGCAAAAGAAAUUUAAAUCUUCAGGAAUACCACAGCAAAGAUUUAUUAAGAAAACAUCAAGUAUCUAUCCAAAAUUUCCGUCUUCUUGAUGCCAACUUGGAUCCAAACACUUUAUCAGACUUCAAAGCAAAUGAAUAUGUAAUAAAAGCACAAAUUUUAGCAGGUGGUAGAGGUAAAGGCCAUUUUGAUAAUGGAUUUAAAGGAGGUGUGCAUUUAACUAAGAAUCCGUCGGAAAUAUUACCAUUAGCCAAAAAUAUGAUUGGUCAUAAAUUAAUAACAAAGCAAACUCCCAAAGAAGGCAUAUUAGUUCACAAGGUAAUGGUAGCAGAAAGUGUGAAUAUAAUACGAGAAACUUAUCUUAGUAUUGUAAUGGAAAGAACUUACAACGGUGCUGCUUUAGUUGCAUCUCCGGCUGGUGGAAUGGACAUCGAAACUGUAGCAGAAAAAACUCCUCACUUAUUGAAGACUGUUCCUAUUGAUAUUUACGAAGGCGUUACAGAUAAAAUGGCCAAUGAAAUUGCUGAAUUUUUAGAGUUCAAAGGUACCAUGGUAAAAAAGUGUGCAGAAGAAAUAAAAAAAUUAUGGGAGUUGUUUGUUAAGGUAGAUGCCACCCAACUUGAAAUUAAUCCAUUGGUUGAGACUGAUGAUGGCCGUGUAGUUGCAGUUGAUGCAAAGAUUAAUUUUGAUGACAAUGCUCAAUUCAGACAAAAAGAGAUAUUUGCUUUAGAUGAUGUUUCAGAAACAGAUCCCAGAGAAAGGGAGGCAGCGUCUUUAAACUUAACAUACAUUGAUAUGGAUGGUAGUAUCGGAUGUAUGGUCAAUGGCGCUGGUCUUGCAAUGGCAACUAUGGACCUUAUUAUGUUGAGUGGAGGCAAACCAGCAAACUUCUUGGACCUUGGUGGAGGUGUUGGUCAAACACAAGUGUCUGCGGCCUUAAGAAUAUUAGAAUCUGAUCCAAAAGUUAAGGCUAUCUUUGUAAAUGUUUUUGCUGGGAUUGUAAACUGUGCUACAGUUGCUAAUGGAAUAGUGGCUGCAUGUAAGGAGAACCCUCCAAAGCAUCCUCUAGUUAUUAGAUUAGAGGGUACCAAUGCGCCAUUGGCCAAGAAAAUCCUUGAAGAGUCUGGUCUACCAUUCAAUAUCAUAAAUGACGCCGAUGAAGCUGCUAAGAUGGUAGUUAAGCUAGCACAAUAG
Messenger RNA from Parnassius mnemosyne (clouded apollo), 1272 nucleotides. NCBI's taxonomy places the organism in Eukaryota, Metazoa, Arthropoda, Insecta, Lepidoptera, Papilionidae. The record is from the annotation of a GenBank genome assembly.